Lichtheimia ornata is the source of this 807-nucleotide messenger RNA. RefSeq lists its product as uncharacterized. Lineage: Eukaryota; Fungi; Mucoromycota; Mucoromycetes; Mucorales; Lichtheimiaceae. The transcript is spliced from 2 exons. Bases 1 to 807 code for a protein of 268 amino acids. The record is from RefSeq and is a predicted model, not a curated record.
AUGUUGAAAUCGGCAUUGGCGCUACUUUUCACGUUGGCUGUUACUACGGCUCCAACCACUUUGGCCUGUGAACCUGAAUGUCGCCAUGGUGUUGCUGCUGCUUUUGCCGAGCAGUAUGUUCCUGUGGUCAAAGUGGCUGUGAACGACUUGUCCAAUACAUUUGCUUCGACUCUAUUCAAUGCCAACGCAACCCUUCCAAACCAUGUGGCUGCUGUUGUCCCCGAGCAAACGCUUCGUAGCAGCUUGACAGCAAGUCUCUCCGAUACGCUCGACCUCUUUGUCGAUGAAGCUACUGGCAAGAAGCUUGAAAGCGGUAUUUUCUCAGUCAUGUUUUCCGAAGAAGAUCCUUUCAAAGGCGAUUGCAAUGCUCCUCCAAGACGCUUAACACGUAAUAUGCCACCUCCCGGUGAAAGUUGGACUCGUGAAGAAUGCGAGAAAAUGGAUUACAUCUGUGGUAAUCCUCCUUCCAUUUGCUACCAUUUGUCCCUCGUCAAGGAACGUAUCGUGAAGCGCAUUCGCUCGCAGCUUGAAGACUACGCCACCUUUGAUAAUGGUUUCCUUGUGCGUAACGUGGUGCAAACAGUCAAGCAAACAACCGAAGGUGUCUUGUCUCAUUAUGGUGCUGGUUCCAUGGUCAAGGAUCCCAGUGUCACCACCUACGUCAAUGCAUUGAUUAGCAACGCUAUCCAGUCACUCGAUGUUUGGGCUACAGUGCACGUCAAGCAAUUGUGCGACCGAGAUUCGGAUAACCAAGCAUGCAAUGGUUGGGACGAACAAAUCAUCCCCGAAAUUCUCAAGUGGCCUUAA